Molecule: messenger RNA, 510 nt
Organism: Paramecium sonneborni
Lineage: Eukaryota; Ciliophora; Oligohymenophorea; Peniculida; Parameciidae
Source: the annotation of a GenBank genome assembly
AUGUCACAAACAGAUAGUACCAAAACUUCAGGCUAAAAAGUCAAAAAAACACUUAUAAGUCCUUUGAAAGAAGCACUUUCAUAAUUAACGAAAUAAUAUAAAUUUUUUAUCCCAAAUGAAGAGGAUGUAAUUUUUGUAUUGGUUGAUCUUCCAUCUCAUUUAGAAUUAUAGGAAGCAACAUCUAGAGCACUCAAAUUAAUACCAAAAUAUAAUCCAGUAGAUUAGAAUCCUAAUAAUUAUGAUAUUUAUGUUGCCAAGAAAAAUGGUUAACCUAAAAUGGAUUUCCCUUCAUAUUAAACUAACUUAAGACUUGAAGAAACAGGAAAUUUCGUAUUUUCUUUAGUUCAUAUUACAUAUUCUGAUAAAAAUAUAAGAAAAUCAAUCAGAAAAUCUACAUAUGAUCUUUCACAUUACCAAAGUCCAACAUAACCUUCAAGAUCAAAAGAAAUCAAUAAAAAUCUUAUUAAACCAGAAAAAAACUGGCUACUUCGAUUCUUAGGAUGCGCUUGA